AUGCGAUUAGAGCAUCUUGUUAGGACUCUGAUCAAGUCCAUUUCUAAGGGGAGAGAGAGGAAAAAGAAAAUGUCCAAGUCAGCCAAACUAAUCAACAUGGAUGAAACGGGCAAAGAACAGCUUGAUCCAGACAACGAUCCUGAGUAUUGUUUCUGGCAGCCAGAAUACUACUCAAAGGUUAAGAGCUCCCGCUACUUUAAGGAAAACAAAUUCAAGUUCCUCGACCAUGGCCGCUUUUUAUACACCUUUUUCGCCUGGGCUGGCCCCUGGGUCUACAAAAUAUGCAAACAGUACAUGGACCCGUUCAUGUUUUACCCCUUGCCAGUGUCCGACCAAAUACUAUACUGGCAGCCAAUAUUCGCCAAGCGCGUCAGCGACGGCCUGGUUAAGCUCGACCAGUACGAGAGCUGCAGAUCGCAACCCACAGCCAAACGCAGAACUCCCUGCAAGUCCGUUCUCCUGAGGGCCCUGUUCGCCACGUUCUGGAGAAGAAUCACGUUCAUCCUGUGCUGCAACAUCGUUCUCAACGUCGCCAACAUGCUGCACAUCUUCAUAGUGAGGGAGAUUCUCGUGGUCCUGACCAAAGACUCAAACAACUACUACAAGUUAUAUUCGUUGGCAGUUGUCCUGUCCUUUUACCAGUUUAUCAUAGCACUGCUGCUGGACCAUGUGAACUUUUAUAUGUAUCGGCUGAUCCACGUGAUCCAGUACUCAUUCUCCAUCACAAUAUUCCAGCACGGCAUGUGUCACCGGAGGAAGUUCGCGAACAACAUCAACGGCUCAAAUCCCCUGAACGUGUGCAACCAGGUUCUCCACAGCUGCUCACCGGACUCUGAGUGUUCUAAAAACCCAUUAUUCUGCCAGGCUCUGCGUUACCAGAACAAGGAUAUCAAUUCUAGGAUAUUUUCUUUCGAGUUUAUGGAUUCAUACUACAUUUCACUAUUUCUUGAAUCUAUCGUUCAGAUACUUCAGUUCAUUUUUAACUUCCUUGUGGGAUUUUACAUCAUCUAUGAGUGUCUAUCUGUUUCUGUCUGGCCUCUGUACGUCUUCUACCUGUCUAUCACCUUCGUUAUGGUUCUUAUCGAGAUCUUCAACACUGUGCUACUGAAGUACAUUUACGGCCUGAAGGAUUACAGGAUGAACAAGUGCAAGGAGGUAAUCUCAGGCCUGGACCUAAUUGACAAAAUGUGCAUGGGCGACAUUGCUCACAACAUCAUAACAGGGACUAGGAACAACGAACUUCGGCUACUUUUCGUCAGAUUUAUGCUGUCGUUCCUUAACCGGCUUUUGGUAAACAUCAGCUCAUCGUUUGCCACGCUGCACAUAAUGGACGACCUCAUAGAGAUAUCAUUUAAGUUAGAGGACAUUAGGAAGUUUAAAACAUCCCACAUGAUGUCAUCGAUGAUAGUCGUACUCAAGAUCACGGAUUCUAUGUUGUUUGUUCCAGACUCAAUGAAAUUUUUGGCAUAUUCCCUAAUAUCCUACUUCAGAGCAGAGUAUUAUGUGAAAGAUUGUUCUCCUAACUUUUAUAUCAGUGACAACAAGUACACUGGAUCUGUUCAAACGUCCACCGACAUCGCCAGCGCCACCAACCAGCUACCUAACGAUGUUGUUGUGUAUUAUAAGGAUGCCACGUUCACCUGGGUCAACUCCAGGGAGAACCUGUUGAGUCAGAACUAUGAUCCUUAUUUGAAGAACAUCACCUUUGAACUCAAACGUGGCCAGAUGGUCAUUGUUACAGGUGCUCAGGGUUCUGGUAAAUCUAACUUCAUCAAGUCAAUGCUCGGUGAGAUGACCCUGGUUGGUGGUUCCAUGGCUGUUGUGCCUCUACACACUUCUAUGCCUAUAUUCUACGCAUCACAGGACAUAUGGCUACACCAGGGUACCAUUAGGUCAAACAUUACAUUUGGAUACAAGUUUGAUGAACACUUGUACAACACUGUGCUUAAGGCUGUUGAACUUGAAUAUGACAUAUCAACGUGGCUGCACGGUGACCUCAGAGUAGUAUCUGACAACGCACAUUCACUCAGUGGAGGCCAACGUGUAAGAAUGGAGUUGGCUCGUGCAGUGUACGCUUAUAUGGUAUUCCAUCAGGUAAACAAGGAGUAUAACAACAGCCAAUGUUCGUUCUUGAUGUGUUUGGAUGCCUCGUUUCAUGGUUUGGACCCAUAUGUAUCCAAGACAAUAUUCAAUAACCUGUUUAACCUUAAAACUGGCUUAUUGUUAAAGGAUGAUUUAUCAAUCGUUUUAACAUCGUCGAAACGAUACCUCGAUAACAUAUCUCUAUCCCAGGAUUAUUUUCCAAACUUUACUUUGUACAACGUCAAGGAUAAAAUGCUUGAGAAGACCAAAGAGGUAUCGUUAAAGCCGAAGGAUACUAGCUCUUCCUCACCCUCUGAUCUGAAAUCAAUCAGCUCAGAGGAAAUGUUCCAACUUUGCGAGUCCGACGAGAACUGUGGCAAGGGCAGAUCGGAGUACAUAAAGGAAAUGUAUGCGAACUCGCUGAUAGUGAACCCAGAGAUGAAGAAGCCCCAAUCCAGGUUCAAACAGUCGCUGAGGCCUCAUAUCAUCUAUUUCAAGUCAGUGGGACCACUUUUCGCAAUAUUCGUCGCUCUUACUCUCAUUUACAUGAUACUGGAAACGUAUAAGUACGUAGUUGCUGGAAAACUGGGCGACGACAUAAUGAACAUCGUAUACACCAUAGUUAGCCCACAGGAAUACAUGCCAGCACUCGCUAAGAUCAGAGAGCUCUGCGACGACACGCUGCUGAAAGUUAAGAAGAUAACUGUGUCAGUUGUGGUGAUCUGCUUUACUGCCAACUCCGUCCUGACGUUAUGCUGCCUCCGCGGCUGCAAGAGGAUACACGAAUACUGCAUCGACUCUCUGCUGAACAACAGCCCCCAGUUCGUGAAGAUCAAGUUGUACAGCAGUGAAAUCCUAACGUUCCUUUCCUCGGACAUGUUCAUGAUCGACGAGACCUUCGGAAGCAUUCUGUCUCAGCUGCUGAUACUGGUGAUCCAGGUCAUCCUCAUGGUUUGCGUUCUCUGUUACUACUUUCCCAUCUGCGUGCCUGCCAUUGGCCUGUGCCUGACCAUAAUGGUGUACGGAGUUUUUAUGCAGUACGUCUACUCGACGAAAAACCUGCAAAUUGCCUCUCUGGAGGCGCUCUCCAGGAACAACUUCGUCUGCGAAAACGCCGUGUCAUCCUCGUCGACUUACCGCAGCCUCAAGAAGGAGGCGAGUCUUCUGGAUAACGUGAUGGAGCACACCGACUACUUCGUCAGGGCCUUCUUUUUCAACAAGUCGUUUAUGUCCUGGGCCUGCUUUGCCUCCAAGUUUGCCUUCCUGUUCAUGACUCUGAGCUCCUUCAUCAUCCCCCUGAUUUAUAAGCAGUUCAAAAAGCCCCAAUUUUUCAUCGGGGACUAUGGCCUGAACGCCAUGCAGACCGUAAGGAUCAUGUUCACCUACACCGCCUACAUCCUCACUGCUGCCAACCUCGAGAUGCUGAUGUGCUCCAUCACCAGGUUUGAAUGCUUCGUCCCCCGCGGACAGAAGUGCAAGUUCCUAAAGUGCCGCAAUAUCCACCAGGAGAACCUGGUCAUGGACGUUGACUCCUACAUGGGCCGCCCCGCCUCUGAGGCCGAGGUAAAACAGUCACUGCUGCUGAGAAGAAAGAGGGAAUUCAGAAAGGAGAAUAAGAAGUUUUAUUGUUUUAGAAAGCUUAGUUUCAAGCCGAGGAUUAACAUAUCUCACCCGAACUCUGAACUAAAUCAAGAGCACACUGGCGUCAGUUUGGUCGACGUUUCAGUGUACACAACCCCUGACUAUAACCCAGAUGGUGUAAUUCUUAAGGCAAUAACAGUCUCUGCUAAGCGUUCUGAGAUAAUUGGCAUUGUUGGCAGGACUGGUGCUGGUAAGACUACUCUGUUGUCAGUACUGCAGAACAUUGUUGAGAACAGAACAGGUCUCGUACUGUUGGACGGCAUGGAUCUCAAUAAAAUCUCCAAACACGUACUCAGACAGGUUAUAGGUGUUCUACCACAACUGCCAUUUGUGUUCAAGGGAUGGACUAUUCGCAGGUUCCUUGAUCCUAGGAAGCUGUUUAGUGACGAUGACAUCAACGAUGCGCUGGACAAGUGUGGUCUACUCAACUUAGUCAAUGAGCUUCCUGGUGGCAACAAGUUGGAUAGUGUGAUAAUACCAGACAAUCUGAGUCUGUACAUGCCAACGAAGAAGAAAAUCGCUAAACUGAACGUUGACAACUUGAAGGAUUAUUAUAAGGAGUGUGACAUGUUACUGUCGAACAGUCAGCUGAGGACACUCUCACUGGCCAGACUAGUGCUGUACCGAAACCUAUUCAGGGUCAUUCUGGUUGAUGAACCUCCAGAAAACUCAGACGAAUACGAGUACGGAGAACAGAGUCUAGAGUACAAGGAUACUGGAGUCCCAAUAUAUGAGUUACUAAAAGCCUACUUCCAACACUGUACAACAUUCGUCACGGCACACAAUUCCAACUCCCUGCGUAUGUGCAAUUCAGUAUGGAUAUUGCACAAGGGAAUGUACAUGGGCAAGUGCGGCGCCGAAGAAAUAUUAAAAGAGAAUUCUAUCGCCAAUAUAAUACAAAAGUUUGUAAAAUAG
This is a messenger RNA of Theileria orientalis strain Shintoku, 4638 nucleotides long. RefSeq lists its product as uncharacterized. The transcript has a single exon. Gene Ontology annotation, biological process: transmembrane transport. Bases 1 to 4638 code for a protein of 1545 amino acids. NCBI's taxonomy places the organism in Eukaryota, Apicomplexa, Aconoidasida, Piroplasmida, Theileriidae. Gene Ontology annotation, molecular function: ATP hydrolysis activity; ATP binding; ABC-type transporter activity. The record is from RefSeq and is a predicted model, not a curated record. Gene Ontology annotation, cellular component: membrane.